This is a messenger RNA of Hydra vulgaris (swiftwater hydra), 1240 nucleotides long. RefSeq lists its product as uncharacterized. Gene Ontology annotation, cellular component: nucleus. The record is from RefSeq and is a predicted model, not a curated record. Gene Ontology annotation, molecular function: RNA polymerase II cis-regulatory region sequence-specific DNA binding; DNA-binding transcription factor activity, RNA polymerase II-specific. NCBI's taxonomy places the organism in Eukaryota, Metazoa, Cnidaria, Hydrozoa, Anthoathecata, Hydridae. Gene Ontology annotation, biological process: regulation of transcription by RNA polymerase II.
AUAAAAAUGAUUUUAUUGGUUGGCUAUGAUGUCAUGGUACAAGCAUAAUGGUAGACUACAAAUUAUAAAGGCAUAUGGUGCGAAUAAGACAAACAAAGCGUACUAAGCUCGAAUAGAUCUAAUUAAAAAGUAAUAAUGGAAGAUACUGUAAACAAAUUUUUUCAUGGCUAUUCAGAUGCGAUUUAUGAAUUUGCUGAGGGUGAAAGUAUUAUAAGCCCAAGCCCUGACCAAGAUCAAUUUUUCAUUCAAAAUCAUCAAACAUUUAUUUUUCCGGAAAAUAAUUUAAUUUUUCCAAACAUAAGAAAUAUCAAUGUUCCUGAAUUUGAUUUAGAAUCUCAGCAAUCAAUGUUUUUAGAAAUGUUUCUAAAUAAUAGUGAUUUUUAUAAUUUUCCACCUGCAGAUAAAAAAGACCACUCAGAAUGUAUUCCAACUGUUAAUAUUAUAAAUCCAGAGACACCUAGCUCAACAAAAUUUGACGAAGAGGAAGAUGAUACCGAAAGUAUUCUUAUGGAUACCGAAAAUAUUCUCAACCAACCUGAGUUAGAAGAUUUUUAUGAUGAAAAAAGCAGCUCAAUUAGUGAUAAAGAUUUAAUGGCAAUGCCAGUUCGUCAGCUAAAUUUGAAAUUAAAAAAUCUACCCAAAGAUGAAAAGUUGAAACUUAAAGCACGUAGAAGAUUGCUUAAAAACAGAGGAUAUGCUCAAACAUGUCGCGAGAGGAGAUUAUACUCUCAAAGAACAGUUAUGGAGGAGAAUGAACAUCUCAAAAACCUCCUCAAACAAGUUACUAUAGAAAAGAACAUUAUUGAAAGUAAAUACAAUCAUCUUAAAAAUGCAAUCAAAAAAGCCAAACUUUCAAGACAUCAUAAACCAUGUUAAUAGAAAAAUGACUUGUAAAUAGUAAUGUAUAUUUAUAUAUUAAGUAUUAUUUUUCUUUCUUAUUUUAAAUUGAAUUUGUUUGUUGAUAUUUUUUUUUGUUGCCAUAAAAAUUCAGUUUUAAUAAAAUUUAAAAUUUUUAAAUUAUUGAAAUUGUUUAUUGUUGUUGUUGUUGUUGUUGUUGUUGUUGUUGUUGUUGUGCAUGUCUGUAUGUGUGUAUUAGGGCUCAACAAAUCAUUUUAUUUUUUUUUAUGAGGAACGUUGACGUUCGUCUCAAUAUUUAUUAAAUUAUUAUUUUAUGUAUAUUUAUAUAAUAUUUUCUUGAUAUUUUACAUGACAUGUUUCAUAAUACAUAUGCAGCUACUUA